Messenger RNA from Raphanus sativus (radish), 707 nucleotides. RefSeq lists its product as uncharacterized. The transcript is spliced from 3 exons. Lineage: Eukaryota; Viridiplantae; Streptophyta; Magnoliopsida; Brassicales; Brassicaceae. The record is from RefSeq and is a predicted model, not a curated record. The coding region runs from base 246 to 599 and encodes 117 amino acids.
AGGUUUAUGACUGUCGUCUUCUUCUUCCUUUUAAGUGAGAACCACAAAUUAACCAAAUAAUAUCUGGUGGUCAAUCAAUCAUCUGCCUCGAUUGUUUUUCGUGUUCCAUUUUACGCUUCUUCCCCGGAAAUUUCACCAAGCCAACUUUUCAUCAUCGCUUUGAUUAUCAUCUCUCUCUGUGGCUCAUUUCUUAUCUCUGUUACAUUAGCAGCAUUUUGUGGGUUUGAGAAACAGAGAUUACGGAGAUGGCAACUCUAGUUGCAUCUAACAUCGUCUGCAUCGGAAAAGUAGAGAGGAGAUUGAAAAUAGAUUGCAGAAAGAAAGAGAAAGGAGGAAGAGAUCAUCAAAGCAUUUCUCCUUAUAAAGUCAUUGAAAUUACUCCCCCACCUAAAUCUCUCGGCGUUCGUUGCCUUCCUCAUAAUCUUCAGUGCGGAGAGAACGUAAUGAUAGAAGGUCAAACGUACACAAUCUCGGCGGUAACUCAUCGAUAUCAGCUCCGGAAAGGUAAGUACGAGCCUAGUGAGCGACGCCUUGAUGUUCUCUCCGCCGCUAGAUACGUUUUAAACCUUUAUUUCGACAAUUUGCUCCAAAACUCUUGACCCCCUUUCCUUACAUUUCCUUUUCCCUGAACAUUAGUGUAAUAAGGAACCUGUACGACGAUGAUGGAUACUUGUUGUCAUGAUCUUGGUAAUAUUAAUCCUUGGUAA